This is a messenger RNA of Nematolebias whitei (Rio pearlfish), 1282 nucleotides long. It is a transcript of the gene fam110c, whose product is annotated as family with sequence similarity 110 member C. The record is from RefSeq and is a predicted model, not a curated record. NCBI's taxonomy places the organism in Eukaryota, Metazoa, Chordata, Actinopteri, Cyprinodontiformes, Rivulidae. The transcript has a single exon. Bases 254 to 1282 code for a protein of 342 amino acids.
GUAGUUUCAGCUUUCAUUGUUCUCACUCGGGGUGGUAUCAGGUGUACUUUGAACAGGCUUGUGUUUGGUUAAAACUAGCCUUGCGCAGGAUGGGAGGGGUGAAGUGAUAUGUUAGAACAGACAAGGUGAAGUCUCCUGUUGGGAUUCGUGCUCAGGCAGAGAGCGGGCUUGUAUGGAAUCCUCAGCUCUGACUCUGGACUACAAACUAAAAACUGUCUGGAAAUAGUGGAGUUGAUCUUUCCCCAAAGUAGGGAUGGAGACGAAGCGCGAGGCUACAAAAAUCCUUGUGAAGGGUCCCGAAUAUCUUCGAAAGCAUAUGGAACGGGAGAACGAGACAAAAGGACGCGUGAGUGCUGUAGAAAGGCUCGCUGCCAGCAAACCCAGUUACGUCAAAAGCCAGCAAGUGGUCAACUCAACGCAGGAGCCGAUUAUCAGUAUUGGCUCAGCUUCUGUGAGUAGCAAUGAGUCUUCAAACCGAAGCUUGAACCGUUGUGCAAAUCCUGUCUUAGGAAGUAGCUCAUCUGAGCAUAAAGGUGUUGCGCAACCUUGCCUAUUAGGGAAAGGGAAUCGGCUCAGUUACAGAAAACGACAAGACUCACUUCUACUUUACAGACAAAAAUGUGAAUUACUCCAAGGGUCAGGAAAUGACCAGAAACAUCUUAUGACUCAUAAGUUGCUGCUCAGUUCUGUAAAGAAAGGUGUCCCAUUAUGUGAAGUCACUGACAAGGAAUGUAAGACUGAAGGACCGCCGGAAAAAAUUACCACACCUGGGGCGACAGCAAAGGAAUGUGGCCUCCGUGUAGAUGUUUCUGAGCCAGACAAAAGGUCAAAUGGCACGUCAGAGGAAUGUAGCAACCCAAGCAGUUAUACUGGGACGACUGGAGGUUUCCUUGCAGUUCCUGAAAUUGAGAGAAGGUCUGGAAACAGGGUUGGCCGGUCCCACUCCGACAUCAGCUCCAGGUACUCCAAGAACUUUGCCGAUUUCGAUGCGUUUUUCAAGUUCUGCGGCCUGGACGGAGAGGUGAUCGAGUCUCUGGGGAGGGAGAACUUCUCGGCUCGCUCGGACGAGAUCGCUAUAAACAUUCGGAGUGUCAGCAUCUCCACGUCAGACGACGGUUUCUCCAAGGGCAGCGGUGACAGUGACGGGCUGCUCGAGGAUGAGUUGCUUAAAAAAACACAUCAAGGAACAUCGGUCAUUGAGCGCAAUGCUCGUAUAAUCAAAUGGCUGUACAGCUGCAAAAAUGCUGCAGAGACGGGAAAAAAGCUGCGAGAACUGGACUGA